Messenger RNA from Rotaria sp. Silwood1, 1284 nucleotides. The record is from the annotation of a GenBank genome assembly. Lineage: Eukaryota; Metazoa; Rotifera; Eurotatoria; Philodinida; Philodinidae.
AUGAAUCUAUCUACAAUUCGACCUUUAUAUAAAGCUAGUCAAUCGGAAAAAUUCAUUCCAGAUUCAUUAUCAUCAUCAAGUAAUAAAAUAUUACUUGGUCAUGAAGAUGAAGUACAAUUAAUAAGAUCAUCAACACAAAUGGAUCAUGGUGACAUUGAUGAUGAAGAAUUUUCAUUAUGUAAAGAUGAAUCAUUGGAUAUGAAUAAUGUUCCAAAACCUGUUACACUAAAUAUGGUACUAGCGUCAAGUAAUAUGUUUCAAAGGACAAAUACAUUACCAUCAUCAUAUUCACCAUAUGAUUCAUCAAAUAAUCAAGGUUCAAAAGGAUUAUUAAAUGAUCCCAACAAGCCAUCUGGAAUCUUUGAAUUGAUCGAAGUUGUUGAGAAUGAAAGAUAUGGACAAGUUUAUAAAGGUCGUCUUACAAAAACAAGUCAAUUGGCUUCAAUUAAAGUUAUGGAUGUUACAGAAAGUCAAGAAGAAGAAAUCAAAUUAGAGUUGGUUAUGGAAUAUUGUGAUGCUGGAUCAAUCACACAUUUAGUUAAAUCAACAAAAGGAAAUUUUUUAAAAGAAGAAUGGAUAUCUUAUUACGUGGAAAAAGAUGAUAAUGGGAAUUUCUUAGCACCAAAUAGCAUUUGGAGCGGCAACGCAGUGUAUAAAGCGUAUGAUGCUCGUUCUCCUCAUCAACGAUCAUCACAAUCAUCAUCAUCAUCAAUCACAUGGAACCACUUUUUAUCUACACUUGGAAAUUAUGCUCGAGGAGAAUAUCUUAUAUCUUCAAUAAUUCAACAAAUAUCAGAUUUAAAAAAUGAACAAUCAUUUGCUGAUAUUUAUUGUCAAAUUACAGAGUUUUGUCAAUUGAAUAAUAUUGAUUUAGUUGAGCAAUACAGACCACGUCGAACAACAGCUGUUUCUGCUCGAUUUAAUGAAUAUGGUGAUUUAAAUGCAAUUAAGAAUGAGUUUAUGGUGAUAAAACCAAUGAUUAAAAGCAAAUCAACAUCUGAUGUUAUUGAAUUUUUGAAUGAAUUAUUACCGGUAGCAAGUGCAUUUCCAACCACCAUUCGAAUGAUUAAAGCUUCAAUAACAAUGCCCAUAUCUCAAGUUACUUAUGAAAGAAGCUUCUCCAAAACGAAGUUAAUCAAAACAUAUGCACGAAAUUCUAUGAAUGACAGUCGUCUAAGUGAUUUAACUGCUUUAGCAACAGAACGUUCAUUUGAAAUAGAUUUUGAAGAAGUAAUAGAUGUUUUUGCGAAUAAUCACAAGGACAGUAGAAUUAUUUUACGUUGA